This is a messenger RNA of Aphidius gifuensis, 920 nucleotides long. It is a transcript of the gene Obp10, whose product is annotated as pheromone-binding protein-related protein 6-like. The record is from RefSeq and is a predicted model, not a curated record. The transcript has 6 exons. NCBI's taxonomy places the organism in Eukaryota, Metazoa, Arthropoda, Insecta, Hymenoptera, Braconidae. Gene Ontology annotation, molecular function: odorant binding. The coding region runs from base 134 to 601 and encodes 155 amino acids.
CAGUGAUGUAUAGUUAUACAUCAACACAAACCCAGUCAGUUUAUUAUCAAGCUUGUACUUGAUCGGGCGUUUCCAUAAGAUCAAAAUCAUCCAAAAAAAAUAAAUAUAUAUACCAUCAAAAAUAAUUAUAGAAAUGUUUAUAAAUAAACAAAGAACAACAAUGAGGAAUUUAGUGAUUACCAUGAUACUGAUUUUUCAGAUUUCAUUUAUUUACUGUGAAUCACGUCCCAGUUUUGUAUCAGAUGACAUGAUUGCAGCUGCAGCAAGUGUUGUUAAUGCGUGUCAAACGCAAACAGGCGUUGCUACAGCUGAUAUUGAAGCUGUUAGAAAUGGUGAUUGGCCAGAUUCAGAACCACUAAAAUGUUAUAUGAAUUGUAUGAUGGAAUCAUUUGCACUCAUUGAUGACAGAAAAGAAAUAAGUCUAAAUGGAAUGUUAUCAUUUUUCCAACGAAUACCAGCUUACAGAGAAGAAGUUGAAAAAACAGUUAGAAAAUGCAAAUACAUUGGUAAACACUUAGCAAAUGGAGACAAUUGCCAGUAUGCUUAUACAUUCAACUUGUGUUACGCAAAAUCAUCACCAAAAACAUAUUACCUGUUUUAAUUGUGAUGACAAUCAUUAAACUGCCAUAAAAAAAAUCAUGAAAAUUCAUUUUUUAAAUUGGAAUUAUAUCUUACAAAAUUAAUGGUGACCAAAAAGAAGCUCAAUAUUAUACAUAAAAAAAUAAUUGAAACAUAAUCGCCGAAUAUUAUAUCCAAAAAUGGAUGAAAAAUUAAUUAAUAUACGUAAUUAAAAUUAAAUACAAUCAUGAUAUUUGUUAUUAAAUAUAUUAUAUAAAUGUUUCAUGUACGUCUUUAGACAAAUAAAUGUUUUUUUUUUUUUUAAAUUUCUGUUGAAAUACAAAUUUUUGUUCUCCUUUUAA